CUACGCCACCAGGGUUUCCAAAACAGUAUACAGUUACAGUAAUCAAAACAGCCUGGUGCUGGUGUAACAAUAGACACAUAGACCAAUGGGAUAGUAUUGAGAGUCCAGAAUAAACUCAUACAUCUAUGGCCAACUGGUUUUUGACAAGGGUGCUAAGUCCAUUUGAUGGGGAAAGAAGAGUAUCUUCAAUAAAUGGUGUUGGGAAAAUUGGAUUUCCACAUGCAGAAAAAUGAAAGAGGAUCCACGCCUCUUGCCACACACAAAAACAAAUUCAAAAUGGAUUAAGGACCUAAAUGUGCAAACUAAAACCGUAACAUUCUUAAAAGGAAAAGCAAGGACAGUGAUGUCGCACCUAGUUUUUAACAAUGGAUUAGCAAAUAUAACAACGAAAGCACAAACCGCAAAAGACAAAAUAAAUAAAUGGGACCUCAUAAAAAUUAAAAAAUUUUGUUCAUCUAAAGACUUUUCAAAACAGUGAAAAGAUAAGCUACCUACUGGAAGAAUAUCUUUGGAAAUCAUAUAUCUGACCAGAUUCUAGUAACCAAAAUAUAUAUAAAACUUCAGCAACUUAACAACAGAAAGAGAAAUAAUCUAAUCAAAAAAUGGGCCAAGGACUUGAAUAGACAUUCCACCCAAGAGGACAUUCAAAUGGCCACCAAACACACACAAAGAUGCUCAAUGCCAUUAGGCAUCAGAGAGAUGCAAAUCAAAACCACAACGAGAUACCAUUUCACUAUGACUAGGAUGGCUAAGAUGAAAACAAAAACAGAAAAUAACAAAUGCUGGUGAGGAUGGGGAGAAAUUGGAAACUUAUCCAUUGCUGGUGGGAAUGCAAAAUGGUACAGCCAUUGUGGAAAACAUUGUAGUGAUUUCUUUAAAAAUUAAAAAUAGAACUACCAUGAAAUUCAGCAAUUCCACUCCUAGGUAUAUACCCAGAAGACUUGAAAGCGGAGACUCAAACAGAGCCUAGUACACCAAUGUCCACUGCAGCACUAUUCACAAUAGCCAAAAGGUGAAAACGACCUAAAUGCCCAUCAACGGACGAAUGGAAAAACAGAAUGUGGUACGUACAUACAGUGGAAUACUACUCAGCCAGCAGGAGAAAUGAAGCCUUGAUACAUGCUACAGUGUGGAGGGAGCUUGAAGACAUUAUGCUGAACGAAGUAAGUCAAUCACAAAAGGACAAAUAUUGCAUGAGCUCACUUAUACAAAAGAACAAGAACAGUCAAAUGUAUAGCGUUUAUCAGUGGUUACUUUUUUUUUUUUUUACCAGGGGCAGGACGCGUGGGGGUGGGGAGAGAUUACGGUUUACGGGACACCGAGUUUUGGGUUACAGUGAUGGAAAAACCCCAUUGGUUGAGGGUAGGGUUGCACAGCCAAUGAAUGUAACUGCCGUCAAUGAGUUGUACCUUUGUAAAAUGUUGACUAGGCAAAAGUUGUGAGAUAGAUGUGUUUACGACAGGGAGAAAACAAAGAAAAGAGAGUAGCUGCAGAGGCUGCUUACGUCCAGCUAAAUAUCUAAUGGGUUUUGGUUCCUUGGUUUGGAGGUUUAGGGUCAUGGUUUCAUGGAAUAUCCCAGUUAACUGGCCUAAUAACUUGUUUAGUGGUUCUGUUCUACCUUCUAGUUCAUUGCUUAGUGCCUGGGGUUUUACAAGCUUGCAAGUGUCCAUCCAAGGGACAGCAAUUGGUUUCUAUUUGCCUGGAGCAACAGAGGAAGAAAAGUCAGGAAUAGGAGGAGGAAAUGGAAUGCGUGGCUAAUUGCCUCUAUGAACAACUGCUCCCUUUGCCAUGAGACCAGAACAGGAUGGUGCCCGACUAUCACUACUGAGCAUUUUAAUCAAAGAUUCUAUAGAAGAAUCUUAAUCAAGAGGGAAAAAGCUCAGGACAGAAGUUCAAGUUUCCAUGGAAUCCAGACUUCCUGGAUCAAUGGGAGCUGCAUGAACCCCUGAAAACUAUUGCCCUGAGAUAAUCUUCAAACCUUAAACCAAAAAUACCCCCUGUAGUCUUCUUAAAACCAUAGUUUAGCUUAACUAGUAAAGAAUGUUUACCACGAGCACUAUGCUCUUUUAAGCUCUAUCUAUAUGGGAUCGAAUUGACAAUAGCAAUUUGAAAGACUAGAUAGGAAACUUAGGGGACAGCGAGUUUAUGUUAGUGGGGAAGGAACAACUCAAAAAAGAAGGGUGAGAAUGGUUGCACAACUCGAAGAAUGUAAUCAAUGUCACUAAAUGGUACACGUAGAAAUUGUUGAAUUGGUGUAUGUUCUGCAGUGCAUAUUCACAAAAACAACAGAAAAUACUUACCGAACACCCACUAUGCAACACGCAGUGAACGAGGCCCACAGAAACCUUGGCUCUUGAAAGGGUAAUGUUCUAUCAGUGGAGAUCACCAAUGUGAUGUCGCAGAGUCACAGGGGCUCCGAAUAAACACCAUGCAGGAUUAGUACAGAGAGAACUACUGGGGGCAGGGGAGGUGCCGGUUUCACCGGAGGGAUCAAGGCCGACUCUCUGAGGACGUGAUCGUGGACAGAGACCUGAACUACCGGGUGGACGGUCCAAAGCAGAGAAGAUCUUGAAGAUGUCUCCCUUAACACCCAGCUUUGCUCUUCUCCCAGAUGCUCGUCACAGGAUAUAAAGUGGAACUCCUUUUCAUUCUUUGCUCAGUUCUGUCAGUUUCAGUGUUUCCCAAUUAUCAAACCCUAGACAGUUUUUUUUUUAGACAGUAGGUGACAAGAUUUUCUACAUUUAGAGUGAGGUGCUGGAUCAUGUAGGAAGGGUUUGGAAAGGAGGCAACCAAGAAUCAAUUUAGUGACUUGGAGGUAUAAAAGGCUUAAAAACCACAAACCCUUUGCUGUCAAGUAGAUUCCGACUCAUAGCAACCCCAUAGGACAGAGUAGAACUGCCCCGUGGGGUUUCCAUGGAGUGGCCGGUGAGUUUGAAAUGUUGACCUUUUGGUUAGGAGCUGAGUUCUUAACCACUGUGCCACCAGGGCUCCAUAAGGGGUUAGGGCAGGAAACUAGAGAAUUUCUUUGGAGGAAGUUAUUGGUAUGCUGAGAAUCCCAUUUCCUACCACCACAAUCCUCCCCUGGAGAAGGGGUGAGGAUGCUACAUCCCACCAAAAGCCUCAUGAGAGGGGCUUCCAGGAGGCCACCCAGAGAAGCUUGUUGUAGAUGUGCUGGAAUCUGAGAGGGGUAUAGCGGCCUGGUGACUGACACACACAUCUAAGAAAACUGAAGUUGAGAGGCUGUGGCUAUCAGUCUGAAGUAGCAGAGGGAGACAGACAGACAGAUGGAGAGACACGCGCAGAGUUGGAAACACAGAAUCACAGUAACAGAGGACUUUCCUUCUCAUGAGCCAGAUGCGAGCCACUUCUGAGAGGAAGUCAGCCUAGAGCUCCUUUAAAUCUUGUUCUUCUGGGUCUUCCUGGUAACCCCAGUAGUGAGAUGAACAGAGGCUGAGGGAAGGAACUCAAGUAGCCAGGGGAGGAAAGCACAUCCCCCAUGCCUGAGUGCCAUCCCGCGUCCCUACACAGGUGCCCAGGAAGGAGUUGGCUUCCAGUCACACAGCUCAAGAGACGCAGAGUGGAGGCCACCACCCGUUACUCCCGUGCCUCUCCUCCUUUGCCCUCCUGUCAACACGGAACGGGUCAGAAACCACUGUCAUCAAGCUAGAAGGGCAAGGAGAAGCACAGGCAAGAAAAUGGAGGACCCGACGGCACUGGGUGACUGGGUUGUCCUCACCAAAGAUGUCCGCAGCCUGCACAAGCUGAGGAGGGGAGAAGCUUUACCUCAGACAGAAGUUUUCAUUGUCCUACAUAUUAAUUUUCGAUGGAGAUGAUUUGGGUGACUAAAGUGACAGAAGCACUUUUUGUUAUCUAGGAGUGAGCCAAUAAGGCACAGGGCCUGCCCACAAUUUCAUGCAGGAGUAAGACAGAGUUAGCCCCAGAAUAGGCCUGAAUGGGGGAGCAGGUGGGUGGGAGAGGGGAUAAAGCUGUGUUCUACUUGCACCCUACGAGUCUGUUCCUUCAAAGUCCUGGCUGCAUACUCCCCACCCUGCCCAGAAACAAAACAAAACAAAACAGAUUUCUACUCAGCUGUAGGCUGAGAUGCCCCAUUAGCUGCUCACCCAAGCUGCUAGUGCCUCAGGCUAAUGGCCCUACAACCGCGCCCUUCUUUCUCCCUUCCGGCUCAUUGCCCAUCCUGGGCAUCCUUGCUCAGCCCAGUGAGGGGGACUCCUGAGCCUCAGAGACAUCUGGCCAUGCCAAGAGGAGCUCUUCUCUGAUGCUGUGAGACCCAAGGACGUGGAGGAAGUUGAUUGAGGAGCUGAGGAGGCCAGCACCGGCCUCAUGGACCUGCCUCCGCAGCUCUUCUUUGCCCUCUAUGUGACUGCCUUUGCACUGGGCUUCCCGCUCAACGUGCUGGUCAUCCGAAGUGCCGCGUCCCAUGCCCGGCUCCGCCUCACUCCCAGCCUUGUCUAUGCCCUCCACCUGGGCUGCUCUGACCUCUUGCUGGCAGUCUCUCUGCCCCUGAAGGCAGUGGAGGCCCUGGCUGAGGGGGCCUGGCUUCUGCCAGCUGCCCUCUGCCCUGUCUUUGCCCUGGCCCACUUCGCUCCCCUCUAUGCAGGUGGGGGCUUCCUGGCUGCCCUGAGUGCUGGCCGCUACCUGGGGGCAGCCUUCCCCUUGGGCUACCAAGCCAUCCGGAGGCCAUGCUACUCCUGGGGUGUGUGUGCGGCUAUAUGGGCCCUUGUCCUCUGUCACCUGGGUCUGGUCUUGGGGUUGGAGGCUCCAGGAGGCUGGAUGGACAAUGCCACCAGUUCCCUGGGCAUCAGCACACCAGUCAAUGGCUCUCCAGUCUGCCUGGAGGCCUGGGACCCAACUUUAGCUGGCCCUGCUCGCUUCAGUCUCUCCCUCUUGUUCUUCUUCCUGCCCUUGACCAUCACAGCCUUCUGCUAUGUGGGCUGUGUCCGGGCACUGGCCCACUCAGGUCUGAGCCACAGACGGAAGCUGAGGGCAGCCUGGGUGGCUGGGGGGGCUCUGCUCACUCUGCUUCUCUGCCUCGGGCCCUACAAUGCCUCCAAUGUGGCUGGCUUCCUGCGCCCCGACAUGGGAGGUGGCUGGCGGAAGCUGGGGCUUAUCACAGGUGCCUGGAGUGUCGUACUCAACCCACUGGUGACUGGUUACUUGGGAGGGGGGACUGGCCAGUGGGUAGCAUGUGUGGCAAAAAUGCAAGAGAUGACAUCUCAGAAGUAG
Molecule: messenger RNA, 5244 nt
Organism: Loxodonta africana (African savanna elephant)
Lineage: Eukaryota; Metazoa; Chordata; Mammalia; Proboscidea; Elephantidae
Gene: FFAR1
Product: free fatty acid receptor 1
Exons: 2
Coding region: 4342-5244 (300 amino acids)
Biological process (GO): positive regulation of insulin secretion; response to fatty acid; G protein-coupled receptor signaling pathway
Cellular component (GO): plasma membrane
Molecular function (GO): bioactive lipid receptor activity
Source: RefSeq, a predicted model, not a curated record